UUGACAGAAUCUCCUUAUAGUAUGGUGCGGACUGGCAACAGGGAACGACGUGAAGGUCACGAUGCCUCUGCUGUUGCUGAUGCUACUCCACCACGCAGCCGCGGCUUCUCAAGACCCAGCAGCGCCUUCAUGGAGCAACUUCAGAGCGGCUGGGAACCAACAGAGUCUACAAACUGUACUGAUCUCAAUUGAAGAAAGACUGCGAGCCCUGGACACUCUGUAUUCACCACGAUACACACCGCGAUGGGAAAUCAGUAUUGAACAGCAAUCCAGGAGGAUGGAGACAAUUGAGUCACGGUUGGGACGACUGGAAACGCUAUUAGAGAUACGACUGGAUAAGUUAUCAGAGUCAAUAAGUGCAAGACAACUGAAGGAGGAAUUGUCAAAAGAUCAAAUCAACCGCAAACUUGAUUCAACAUAUGAACGCCUCAACCAUCGACUGGGAUACCUGGAGGCAAGACUUGACGUGAGCAUUGCUAAACUACAGUCAACUAUUGACACAGGUAUAGGCCAAAUAGAACGUCUUGAAGCAACUGCAGGACGUCAAAAUGACAUAGAAGCAGAACUGGCCGAUAUUGGGACAGGUAUUGAUGACAUUAAGAAACAUGUCACAGCAUUCGAGGACCAACAUAACAGAAAUCUGGUAAAAAUAAUAGAAAAUGAGAAGCAUAUGACAGUAGAAAUGGGUAAUUUAACAGCACUGAUGGAAGAUCUUCACGUGGAAUUCAAUAAGACACAAGCAGUGUCUGAAAUGAACGAUGGUGAGGGAACUGAUUUUCAGGAGGCAUUGAAGAACAAUAUGAACCUAAUGCUGCACCAAGUAAUAAGUAGCAUUGACAAAAAUGCCAACAACUUCAUGACCAAGGCAAACAACAUGUACAAUGACAUGUGGCGGCGCACCCAAUUGCUGGAAGGUCUUGUGAAGGACUCCAUGUCUCUAUCAAAUGCUACACGAAGAGAGCUGCAGGAUGGAAUACGUACCAUUGCUGUUCAAAUGGGACGACGAGGUCUGAUCCAGUCAGACCGAGAUAGACAAGAAGGUUCAAUGGAUAUAGCUCUAGAUACUCUGGGACUGGUUCAGAGAAGACUAAAUGAGCUGGGAAGAAAGUUUGAUUCCAGCUUCCAAAUGCUAAUGCUUGCACAAAAUUUAUUCCUCGAGAGUUGUCAUCGAAUUCAGUUGGAUGAGCCACAACUGGAAGGUAAACUUACGCAAGUGCUUGAGAGAAUACUGGAUGCCAUCACCAACAGGAGCAUCAACACAGAUCGUGAGGUACAGAUGCUCCACGAAGCACUUAAAUCUCACAGCAGUCACCUGACACGAACCCUCAGCCAAGCAACCAACACAAUACUGCAAGCUUCUGAUCAAAGCAAUGAGGACAGAAAACAUCUUCAGUUGUCAAUAGUUGGUGUCAAAGAGCAACUUCUUGAAAGUAAUAAGUAUAUUGAAGAGGCUAUCUCAGACAUCAAAGAAGAAGAAGCAGCAAGCACCGAGAAGCUUUACAAUAUCGCGGCCAGUUUGCAGGAACUCCAAGAAUCAAUAGCUGAAAUGUCAACCACCAACAUUGUAGCCAAAGAAGACAGAGAUAAAUACAAAGAUGAUACAGCAGAUUGUCCAGACAAUGAACAAAUAGCAAUAGAAAUUCUAGCAGAACUGAAAAGGAAAGGUGUUACAGUUAAACAUAAAAUAACAGAUGAAAAUAUAACAGCUGAGACAAUCACAGGCAAAGAUACAGAAACAGAAAAUGAUAACAAUUGCUUGCUCAGACCUGAGGAUGGAUUUGGAGAAGAUACCGCUGAAGAAACUGAAGGAAAUACAAACAACAGAGAAGUGGAAUCAAUGUCAUUACAGACUUUAAAAUCUCUUGAGAAUACAUCAGAAGAGGAAAAUGAUGACGAUGAAAUCUUGGUAGAAGGAGCGAAACAUGGUUCAUCCACUGCAAACAUAAACCAAAUCGUGAAUUCAUCUACAUUUCAAAGACAGCAUCGUUUUGAUUUACAAACAACCAAAAAUUCUACUAACGAUAGCAUUAAACCUGCACAAGUAACUAUCCAAAUUAUACCUCAUAAUAUCAACCUUCAACUGGAGAAUGAAGAUUAUGAUAAAUUACUUGGACUUGAGUUGCAUAAUUUUGCUGCUAUAAUACAGGAUUUAGAUUCAACAGCAAAUCAACAGAGACCUCAACCAACACUAUCAAUUGUCCAUGCAAUUGCCUCAAAUGAUAAAAACAACACAAAUGUUGCACAAACAAAUAUGGGCAAAAAAGAUGUCGGUGAAGACUUCCAACAAAAUAUAAAUGCUGCACUGCAUGACGAACUGAAUUAUAUUAAUGGAACAUUUGCAUAUAAUCAAUCACAGAAUUUAAAUUCGGCAAACAAUACAGGAAUACGUGAUAUUGGAAUCCCAGCUGCAAUAAAUAAUAAAGAAAGUAAGAAUUAUUCGUCAGAUGUUUCACAACUUCCCGAAGCUUCUGCAAUAUCAGUUUUAAUAAUUAAGCAACACAAAAAUAAAAGUAGUGAUGUAAAUCAUCUGUCCCAAAACAUUCUUCUCACCAACCAAUCAAGCGAUACCUCCAGUCACAAUAGCCAAACUUUUAACAUCUCUGAGAAACAAAGUCCUACAACUGACAGUACAAUAUCUGUUACAAACAUAUCACACACAGCUAUAAAAAAUAUAACACAAUCCAAUUCAAACUAUACAUAUACCACAUCAGAGGUCCAAGUACCAAGUUUUCUCAAAAGACUAAUGGAACUCUACACUCAUGAAGGAAAGGACAACCGAACUCUUCACAACUUCUGGAUAAAUUUACUAGCAAGGAAGCAACUUAGCCAAGAUGAUAAAAAUGAUACAUCAGUGGUAAACAACUUCAUUUUUUCUGCACAAAAUAACAGUGAAAAUCAAGAUACUGCAAGGAUAAAACAUAAACCUUCAACAAUAUUCAGCAUAGAUGCCAUACAAAACAUGAUUUCUGCAUUGAAUGAUACUAAAGACAGACAUCAUGAUACUCAACAACAGCUGUACCUUAGUAGACUCCAAGAGCUCGCUACAGAAUUGACGAACAUGAAAAAUGGAUCUGCACUUGAAAUAAUGGAUCACUUCAAAUUUACAAAUAUAACAGAUGAAAUAAAAGGAACCACUUCAGAAGAAGGAAACAGGUAACAACCGAACAGACGAGACAGUUCUAAAUAAAGGUUAUGUAUAUGUUAUUACUACAAAGGGAGUGAGGUCAAAUGCAAUGUUUCGGUGAUCAAGACACAGAACAUUUACCAAAAACUUCCAGCAACUGAAUAACAAAGACCAAUAGCAUCCAUCUUUUUACAACAUGUCAGAAUUUUUAUGCAAACGCACAUGUAUUUUUACGCAUUACACCAAGAAUGGGAAUACUUAAACAUAAUCUUUAAUCCCUUCAACAAACAUCAUUAUGUCCUGCAUCACAAAAAUGAAAGCUCUAAGGUCAUGGAAAAAUCAUACAACAUCGCAACAUGAACAGUGGAGCUCAGGAGAGUUGAAUGUUUUCUGGAACUUCUCAUUUCAACCUGCUGUAACGUCUUCAUUUGUAAUAAGAUCAAUAAGAUAUUUUGAUUAUUGUAUUCUUCAUUUCUUCCUUAACCUUUAAAGGCUGAAAGGGAUCUAUUUGUUCCAUACUGCAUAAGUGAGGCUGAAUGGGAUACCUCUGUCCCAUUAUGUCAUGACAUUAUUAAAGAUUUAUACACCUUGAAAAUAUGAU
Messenger RNA from Zootermopsis nevadensis, 3725 nucleotides. RefSeq lists its product as uncharacterized. The record is from RefSeq and is a predicted model, not a curated record. Lineage: Eukaryota; Metazoa; Arthropoda; Insecta; Blattodea; Termopsidae.